This is a messenger RNA of Peromyscus leucopus (white-footed mouse), 6145 nucleotides long. RefSeq names its product baculoviral IAP repeat-containing protein 1e-like. The transcript is spliced from 16 exons. The record is from RefSeq and is a predicted model, not a curated record. Gene Ontology annotation, biological process: pyroptotic inflammatory response; defense response to bacterium; detection of bacterium. Gene Ontology annotation, cellular component: IPAF inflammasome complex. NCBI's taxonomy places the organism in Eukaryota, Metazoa, Chordata, Mammalia, Rodentia, Cricetidae. Bases 899 to 5101 code for a protein of 1400 amino acids. Gene Ontology annotation, molecular function: ATP binding; cysteine-type endopeptidase inhibitor activity involved in apoptotic process; ATP hydrolysis activity.
CCCAAGUCCCGCCUCCCAAGUAUACCACCACUUCUGGCCUCAAUUUGGACUUUGGUGGUACUCUUACUUUGGGCUGUGGUUGGUUUCUUAUUUGGGGUGAGUAGAUGUUUGUUCAUGUCUCCCCAAGAAUAGUGUCACAAAAAGUAGGACAAUCUUAAACUGUUCAGAAUGAAAUACCGCUUAUGGGGUCCUGACUAACCAUGUUAAAACAAUACAGAGCCUUAACUGGUAGCUUCCUGACUGUGCAAUUUGAGUUUUAGUUCCUCUAAUACUUUCUUGGUUUCUCAUUAAAGGGCUUGUGUGGGAUUCUAUGCCAAAACAAAAGAAUCAGAUGGGGAGAUAGUCAUCCCUAGGAUCUACCUAACUGAAGGAGGGAUCUGACCUCCACCACAUGCUUCAAUGAGGUGGCAUGUGUGCACCGCACCACAAGCACACACAAAAGAAAGAAAACACAAUAAAAUAUUUUUUUGAUAAAAGAAAGAGGAGCAUAAGGAUGAGGUGGGAGAGGAAGCUGUCUAGAUAUAUAGAAAGUUGGUGGAGGCUGCUGGUUCUUGGUUAUUGUGAUAUGAUUGUAAAAUAGCCCUUAUAGGCAGCUCAUGUGUUUGAAGUUCUGUUGUCCAGCUCCCAGAGUUGUUGGAGCAGUUUGUGGAACCUUUAAGAGGCGGAGCCUCGCUGGAGGAAGUGAGUCCUUGCAGGUUUAUAGCCUGGCCCAACUUCUUACUUUCUCUGCUUCUUUGCUGAGGAUACAAGAGGACCAGGAACCUCUGCUCCUCUACCACGUCUUCCUUGCCUCGUUGGAAUUUAUACCUUCAAACUAGGGACACAAAUUCUGAUAUGUGAAGUCCCAUCGCAGGAAGCCACCUGAGGAAGGAGCAGGACCCUGGCCAUACUGAAGAAAAUGGCCACUCAUGGGGAGGUCUCUGAGCAAGUUCCCAAGUUUGAUGAUGAGUUUCUCCCUGAGCUCUCUGCUCUUCUUGGUGUGGAUGCAGCUCAGCUCACCAAGAGACAACAAGAAGAAGACCAUAAAGAACGAAUAAAAAUGAAGAAAGGUUUUAACUCGCACAUGCGCAGUGAAGCCAAGCGAUUAAAGACUUUCGUGACCUAUGACACAUUCAGAUCAUGGACACCACAGGAGAUGGCAGCCGCUGGGUUUUACUACACUGGGGUGAAAUUUGGUGUUCAGUGCUUCUGCUGUAGCUUAAUCCUCUUUGGCACCAACCUCAGGGAAGUUCCCUUAGAAAGUCACAAGAGAUUACGUCCAGAAUGUGAGUUCCUUUUGGGCAAAGACGUCGGUAACAUCGGCAAGUAUGACAUCAGGGUGAAGAGUCCCGAGAAGCUGAGAGGUGGCAAAGCAAGGUACCAAGAAGAGGAGGCCAGACUGGAGUCCUUUGAGAACUGGCCGUUUUAUGCCCAUGGGACAUCGCCCCGUGUGCUCUCAGCAGCUGGCUUUGUCUUUACAGGUAAAAGGGACACUGUGCAGUGUUUCUCCUGUGGUGGAUGCUUGGGAAACUGGGAAGAAGGAGACGAUCCUUGGAAGGAGCAUGCCAAGUGGUUCCCCAAGUGUGAAUUUCUUCAAAGUAAGAAAUCCUCAGAGGAAAUUGCCCAGUAUAUUAAAAGCUACGAGGGAUUUGUCCAUGUAACGGGAGAGCAUUUUGUCAAUUGCUGGGUCAGAAGAGAAUUACCUAUGGCAUCAGCUUACUGCAAUGACAGCGUCUUUGCUAAUGAAGAACUAAGGCUGGACACCUUUAAGGACUGGCCCCUUGAGUCCCCUGUGGCUGUUGAAGCUCUGGUCAGAGCAGGCCUUUUCUACACAGGCAAAAACGACACUGUCCGGUGCUUUUCCUGUGAAGGAUGUAUAUGGAAAUGGGAGGAAGGUGACGAUCCAUUAGAAGAGCACACCAAGUUUUUUCCCAACUGUGUUUUUCUCCAAAACCUGAAGUCCUCUGCAGAAGUGAUUCCUGACCUUCAGAGCCACUGUGCACUUCCAGAAGCCAUGAGCACCACAGAUGAAAGCGAUCAUGAGGAUCCAGUGGCCGUUCACUCUACGGUGGCCGACCUGGCUCAGAGUGCAGCCCAGUGGUUUCAAGAGGCAAAGAGUCUGAGUGAGCAGCUGAGAGGAGCCUACACCAAGGCCACUUUCCGCCACAUCAAUCUGCCAGAGGUGUGUUCCAGCCUCGGCACUGACCACUUGCUUGGUUGUGACCUGUCCAUGGUUUCAAAGCACAUCAGCAGGCCAGUGCAAGAGGCCUUGAUGCUUCCCGAGGUCCUCAGCAAUCUCAACUCCGUCAUGUGUGUGGAGGGGGAAACUGGCAGUGGGAAGACAACCUUCCUGAAGAAAACAGCUUUGCUCUGGGCAUCAGGAUGCUGUCCCCUGCUGAACAGGUUCCAGCUGCUCUUCUACAUCUCCCUUGGUUCCACCAGACCAGACCAGGGGCUGGCUGACGUCAUCUGUGCCCAACUCCUAGAGGCAGGAGGAUGCAUUAGUGAAGUGUGCCUGAGCAGCAUCAUCCGGCAGUUAAAACACCAGGUGCUGUUCCUGUUGGAUGACUAUCAUGGGAUGGACUCACUGCCCCAAGCCAUAGAAACCCUGAUUACAAGAAACUACUUGACCCGAACCUGCUUAUUGAUCACUGUCCAUACAAACAGGGCCAGGGACAUCCGCCCAUACCUAGAUACAAUUCUAGAGAUCAAAGAGUUUCCUUUCUAUAACACUAUCUCUGUAUUACGGAAGUUAUUCUCACAUGAUCUAACCCGUGUGGAAGAGUUUAUAGUUUACUUUGUAAAUAAUGAAGAUUUACAGGGAAUUAACAAAACUCCUCUCUUUAUGGCAGCAGUCUGUGCUGACUGGUUUCAAAAUCCUUCUGACCAGGCCUUUCAUGAUGUGGCAGCUUUCAAGUCCUAUAUGAAAUACCUUUCCUUAAAACACAAGGCUACACCUGAGCCUCUCAAGGCCACUGUGUCCUCAUGUGGCCAGCUGGCCUUGAGAGGUCUUUUUUCAUCUUGCUUUGAGUUCAGUAGUGAUGACCUCACAGAAGCAGGCAUUGAUGAAGAUGAAGAUCUGACCACCUGCUUGAUGAGCAAAUUCUCUGCCCAGAGACUGAGACCUGUCUAUCGGUUCUUGAGUCCUUUGUUCCAAGAAUUUCUUGCUGCCAUGAGGCUGACUGAGCUCCUGGGUUCAGAAAGGCAGGAAGACCAAGAUCUGGGACUUGGUUAUUUGAGACAAAUUAACUCACCCUUGAAGGCUAUAAACUCCUAUAACAUAUUUUUGAAGUAUGUCUGUAGCCAUCCUUCAUCAAAGGCAGGGCCAAAAAUUGUAUCUCAUUUGCUUCAGCUGGUGCAUGAUAAAGAGUCCCUGGAGAACAUGUCUGAAAAUGAGGAUUACAUGAAGCUCCAUCCAGAAACUUCCCUGUGGAUGCAGUUUGUUAGGGGGUUGUGGCUGGUAUCUCCUGAAGCUUUCUCUUCAUUCGUUUCAGAACAUCUAUUGAGCAUUGCUCUAAACUUUGCUUAUGAAAGCAACGUGGUGGCUGUAUGUUCUCCAUUUAUUUUGCAAUUCCUUCGAGGGAGAACACUGGCUUUGAAAGUACUGAAUUUUCAGUACUUUGGGGACCACCCAGAAAGCCUGUUACUGUUGAGGGGUGUAAAAUUUUCCAUAAAUGGAAAUAAAACAACAUCUUGUACAGAUUAUGCAUUCAAGACAUAUUUUGAAAAAAUGCAGCCACCAACUAUUGAUCAAGACUACACAUCUGCCUUUGAGCAUAUAAGUGAAUGGAAGAAAACUUCUAUCGCAUAUGAGGAGGCCAUAAAGAACCAUAUAAAUAUCCGACCCAGGGCCCUACCAGACAUCAGUGCUGGCUACUGGAAACUGUCCCCCAAGCCGUACAAGAUCCCUAGGCUGGAAGUUAGAGUGGCCAGCAUGGAUCCAGCAGACCAAGCACUGCUCGGGGUCCUAAUGGAAAUCUUCUCAGCAUCACAAAAUAUUGAGCUCCAUUUGAACCACAGCAGUGGCUUUCUUGAAAGCAUCCGCCCAGCUCUGGAGCUGAAUAAGACCUCUGUCACCAAGUGCUCCAUGUGCAGACUGGAGCUCAGCGCAGCAGAACAGGAACUGCUUCUCGGUCUGCCUGCCCUACAGUCUCUUGAGGUCUCAGAGACAAACCAGUUACCAGAUCAACUCUUCGCUAACUUGGACAAGUUCUCAAGCCUGAAAGAACUGUCUGUGGAACUAGAUGGCAUUCCAGAUGUGCUUUCAGUCAUCCCUGGAGAUUUUCCAGAUCUCCACCACAUGGAGAAGUUAUCCAUCCAAACUUCCACGGAGUCUGACCUCUCCAAACUGGUUGAAUUGAUCCAGAACUCUCCAAAUCUUCAAGUUUUCCACCUGAAAUGUGAUUUCUUUUCGAACUGUGAGCCUCUCAUGACUGUGCUUGCUUCCUGCAAGAAACUCAGAGAGAUUGAGUUUUCUGGACGAUGCUUUGAAGCCAUGCCAUUUGUCACUAUUUUGCCAAAUUUUGUUUCCCUGAAGAUACUGAAUCUUAAAUGCCAACAAUUUCCAGAUAAGGAAACAUCAGAAAAUUUUGCCCAGGCUCUGGGUUCUCUCAGGAACCUGGAGGAACUGCUCCUUCCCACUGGGGACGGGAUUCACCACGUGGCCAAACUGAUUGUCCGGCAGUGUCUGCAGCUUCGGUGUCUCCGAGUUCUUGCCUUUAAGGAGACCUUGGAUGACGACAGUGUGAUGGAAAUCGCCAAGGGAGCAACCAGUGGAGGUUUCCAGAAACUUGAGAACUUAGAUCUUUCAAUGAACCACAAGAUUACAGAGGAAGGGUACAGACAUUUCUUUCAAGCCCUGGACAACCUGCCAAACUUACAAGUGCUCAACAUCUGCAGGCGAAUCCCAGAAUCCAUCCAAGUUCAGGCCACCACUGUCAAGGCUCUGAGUCAGUGUGUGUCCCGACUGCCCAGCCUCACCAGGCUUGAGAUGCUCAGUUGGCUCCUGGAUGAAGAGGACAUGAAAGUGAUUAAUGCUAUGAAGGAGAGACACCCUCAGUCCAAACGCUUGACUGUCUUAUGGAAAUGCAUAGUGCCUUUCUCUCCUGUCGUUCAGAAGUAAAGGAUGCAGCCGAAUGCUACCAGUGGUUCUAGAAACCCAAUUUUCCAAUGCAUCUCACUCUAGCUGAGUGUGGUAUAAUGCCAGAAUUUAGGACACUGAGGCAGGAGAUAGAAGCGUGGGUUAUAUAGUAAGACCAUUCCUCCAAACCAGAACCAAUACCAAACCAUUUUACUAAUGAUUGCAUGUACAAGACUGCUCAUUAACUAUGGAAGGCUGAUAAUUUUUCCUUUAUUUUCAUUUUAUAUGAAUGGGUAUUUUUGCCUGCAUUUAUGUCUGUGCAUCACAUGGGUGUCUGGUGUCUGCAGAGGACCAAAAAGUGUAUUGAAUCCCCCAGGGUCUGGAGUUAUAGAUGGUUGAGGGUCUCCAUUUGGGUUCUGGGAACCAUACCUUUGUCUUACAAAAGCAACAAGUGCUCCUAAUCCCUGAAUCACCUCUCCAGCCCAAGUCCGAUGAUUUAUUAAAGCCUGCAUGCCCAUCAUUGAACUUAGGAGCUAUGAUGAACUAUUUUCAUAUGGUCCUUCUGUCUAAAGACUAGAGCUUCACUCAAGUUCAUUCCUAGAACCCUCCAUUGCCAAGGUCAACAGGAACGAGCAGGGAAGGGAGCAUUGAUCUAUGUAGAAGCCAUAAUAUGAAGGAGUAUUUGAUGAAGGUAAGAAAUGGCCAGUUGAAGGAUGAGUCAGUCCCACCCAUGAUGAAGCAUGAGUCAACUUUAGCACAGGAUGCAGAUGACUCUUUCCAGAGAUGCUCUUUAGUCUUUCUAGGGCUCCUGUAGAGUCACCAGCCUUGGUGUGGCCAUGCUUGCUCACACCAUCUCCCAUCCAUUGCCAAUGUGAGGAAGAAAGUGGGCUUAGAGAAAACUGCUUUUGUUCCAGAGGCUUUUGAGAGCUUUGCAUGUGAUGUAGUGGUCUCAUGGUUUUCUUAGGAAUCCACGGUACUUGGUAUAUAUGUUUCUCUCUAGUAAGGGCUUCUUGAUAUAUUCAUGUGGUAGUUUGAAUAGGAAUGGUCCCCAUAGGCUCAUCUAUUUGAAUGCUUGGUCAUCAGGGA